Molecule: messenger RNA, 1839 nt
Organism: Haliotis rubra (blacklip abalone)
Lineage: Eukaryota; Metazoa; Mollusca; Gastropoda; Lepetellida; Haliotidae
Product: solute carrier family 49 member 4 homolog
Exons: 10
Coding region: 1-1455 (484 amino acids)
Biological process (GO): transmembrane transport
Cellular component (GO): membrane; intracellular membrane-bounded organelle
Molecular function (GO): transmembrane transporter activity
Source: RefSeq, a predicted model, not a curated record
AUGGACGACACAAAGACUCCAUUGUUAGCAGACCAGGAGGACCACUCUUACUCAUCAAUCGGCGGUUCUGCCACCAUUAACCCGGACAGGAAGUCUUCAGAAUCGUCUAUAGACAUACACACCUCGGCAUCUCAGGAGGCUGGGAACGUUACACAAGACGAUGUUAAUGUUAAACUGUAUAAGAGGCGAUGGUAUAUGUUAGUUGUAUUUUCUCUGAUGUCGGGGACUCAGUCUUUUGUAUGGAAUACCUGGUCGCCCAUAUCAACUUCCAGUGAAGUAGCGUUUGGAUGGAAUGACGGGGUUAUCUCCCUUAUGGCCAACUGGGGGCCUAUAACUUACUUUAUUGGGAUGCCAAUAUUCGCCUGGAUGCUGGAUAUGAAAGGUUUGAGGGUAUCAUCUCUUCUGAGCAUGUUCUUGAUAGCAGCCGGAUGCGGAAUACGAUGUAUAACCACCACCCCACCAUGGGUCACGUGGACAAUGCACAUUGGUCAGUUUCUGAACGGUCUUGGUGGGCCGGUUGGGACAGGCGGACCCCCCUCCAUGUCGGCCGCGUGGUUUCCGCCCAACGAGAGGACCACAGCCACGGCCUUAGCCACAGUCAUCAAGUUCCUCAUGUUUGAAGAAUUUCAACUCGGAAAUGGCUGCAUCAACGACACCAAUGUCACUGUGCCGAGUGUAGCGAAACUGAGAGAAGACAUAAUGUUCCUCAUGUAUAUAGAAUGUGCCUGGUCCGUUGGCUUGUUUCUGCUGAUGUUGCUGUAUUUCCCCAACAAGCCCCCAAACCCCCCUUGUGUGUCGGCGUCGGUCAAGAGAGAGAGCUUCAAAGAGGGACUGAAAGAUCUGUUAAGGAGGUAUCAGUUCUGGGUGCUCGCCCUGGUGUUCGGCUUGGCCGGAGGGGGUAGUACCGCGUGGACAGGGGUGCUGAAGGUCAACAUGAAACCUACCGGCAUCAGUCAGGACCAGGCGGGCUGGAUCGGCUUCUACACCUUCUUUGCCAGUUGUGCCGCCAUGAUGAUAGUAGCCAGGCUGGUUGAUGUAUUCUCCCGCUACAUGAAGUGGUUCAUCAGUGCGGUGUACUUCAUCGCGGCAUCAUUCUUUGCCUGGUUUGCCGUCAUAUGCACUGGACUGCUGCCGGCCACCUUACCUGUGUUAUACGUGAGCGUGAUAACGGGUCAGACAGCUCUCACGACGGCUAUUCCAAUCAUCUUUGAGAUGGGCUGCGAACUCACCUAUCCUAUCGGAGAGGGCACUACCAAUGGUGCCAUGACACUCAUGAACAGCGCUGGAGCUCUGGUCUUUUUGUUGGUGCUUAUGAUUCCAAAUAUUGGUACGGUGUGGAUGAAUUGGACUCUGGUUGGCGCCGUAAGCCUCUCAAUACCGUUGUUGUUGAUGUUAAGAGAGAAACACCAUCGACUGGAUGUGGAUGAGACAAGACCAGGACUCACCACGAACUGAUGUGCAGUACCAGCUGGUUCCUUGGAUGUACGGGAUGGGCUGGUCAUACAUCCUUGUCUCCUUUGUUGCUUAUGCAUUUUCACAACGGAGAGGAUUAAACAGGACUGAGAAAACGUCUACUGGUUCAGUGAAUUUUUAAGGCUAGAAUUAUCUUUGCAACGUUAGUCAUGCGUUGUUGUUUCUUGAGACUGGUUUAAAAGCAAAGGCAUUUUUUAUUAUUAAACAAUGGAAUUUAGGGAAAAUAGCAUAUUACACCAACGAACCCAGCCGUGCAUCCCAUGCAUAUUAACAAACAUACCUUCCAAUGCCCUGACUUCAGGGUUAACCUAGGGUUGACGUCGUUCAUGAUGUAUUACAUCCUCGAUCAAGAUGCUAAAAGUAUUU